GCGAACGCGCACCAAUUUGUAUCGAUGAAGUUUGUGCGAACAUGGCGGACUUCCUGCCGUCCAGAUCUGUGUUAAAAGUUUGCCUGCCCGUCUGCCUGCUCAACAGCAGCGAGGUGGAACAGGUGAGGCGAUCGAAAGAGAUCGACAGAUGCAUAUCCCGGGAGAAAACGUACGUGAAACGGCUGGUGAAGAUUCUGCUGCUGGGCGCUGGCGAGAGCGGCAAGUCCACUUUCCUCAAACAAAUGCGGAUCAUCCACGGCCAGGAUUUCGACCAGCGAGCCCGGGCGGAGUUCAGAGCGACUAUCCACAGCAACGUUAUCAAAGGUGUUCGUGUGUUGGUGGAUGCUCGGGAGAAGCUUCACAUCCCCUGGGGUUGCCCGGAUAACCAAAAGCACGGAGACAGCCUGAUGGCGUUCGAUACACGGUCGGCCAAGAUGGCCAAUGGCCAGGUGGAGACGUCAGUGUUUUUGCGCUACCUACCCUCCAUCAAAGCUCUGUGGGCAGACACGGGUAUACAGAAUGCCUAUGACCGCCGCAGGGAAUUUCAGUUGGGCGAGUCAGUGAAGUAUUUCUUGGACAAUGUCGACAAGCUUGGCGAGGCGGACUAUCUUCCUAGUCAACAGGACAUCCUACUAGCCCGUAAACCCACCAAGGGUAUCCACGAGUAUGACUUUGAGAUCAAGAGCGUGCCCUUCAAGAUGGUGGAUGUAGGAGGCCAGCGAUCAGAGAGGAGGCGCUGGUUCGAGUGCUUUGACUCCGUUACUUCGAUCCUUUUCCUUGUCUCCUCUUCAGAGUAUGACCAGGUGCUGAUGGAGGACAGGCAAACCAACCGCCUGCGCGAGUCUCUCAACAUUUUUGAGACCAUUGUCAACAAUCGCGUCUUCAUCAACGUCUCUAUAAUCCUUUUCCUUAACAAGACUGAUCUGCUGGAGGAGAAGAUCAAGAGCGUUCCGCUCAAGGACUACUUUCCUGAUUACUCCGGGCCCGAGCACAACCUGCGGGACAUCCAGGCCUUCAUGGUGGAGUGUUUCCGGGCAAAGCGGCGUGAUGCCACCCAGAAGCCCCUGUACCACCACUUCACCACGGCCAUCAACACAGAGAACAUCAGGCUGGUGUUUCGAGAUGUCAAGGACACCAUUCUCCAUGACAACCUCAAACAGCUCAUGCUCCAAUGAAGACCCACUCCAUGUGUGCCUGUUACGGGGAGAGGAAGAAAGCCUUAGAGAGACACCUUCUCCCUCCUCCCUGUUGCCUACUUUGGUGGACCUGGGAGGGACCAGCCUGGCAGAAGAUUCAGAUAGAAUUUCAGCAUUCCUCUUCUGUUUGUUUUUAGUUUUUACUCCCCUCUGAGGAGUUGGCCUUCUGUUUGGUUCGGGGAUAUGGUAGGCGGAGAAGCCAGGAGGUGGGGGCAGAGUGGUUGUGGUAGUAAGAACAGAGGAGCCUGGAGGUUGGAUAAGGACUGACAUCAGACCAGAACUUGUUCGUUGCCUCAUCCUCUAAAGCUGUCCUCUCUGCUCCCUGCUGAUAUGUGAGCUGUCUCACAGGACUCACCGCAUGAGAGAGGGAGGAUGAAACUUCACUGCCUUUCUAAAUACUAUCCACCGUAAUGGAGACUUAACCACUGUUUAAACUGUGUCUGUGUGUAUGUGUGUGUGUGUGUACGUGUUUCUGUAAUUAUGCGUGAUUUAAGUAAAGCCCUUCAAUCAAAAAAAAAUCAAAUAUUGCCUGUUUCUAUGAAUUUACCUCUAUUCCUUUGGCCAUCAAUUAAACAAGGCACACAUGCACACACAGACCCACAUUAUGCAGAUGCACCAGUUAGUGAACAGGCAGUCCACUGUUUUCUCAGGGUUGAAUAGAGACCACUGUUGGUGAUGUCAUUUGUUGCGAGCAAUCUGAAUAUAAUCCUAAUCUGGGUGGCAGAGUAGCAUGUUUAGCCAGAGCUCAGUGCAGAUAGCUGGUUGGCAGUUGGUACUGUACCCUCCUGGCUUUGGACCCUGAACAUUGACGGGCCCACAACUUCAAUUAGACACCUUUUAUAAAAGGGACAGAGCUUUCCUGUUGUGCCUGAGUGAUGAAUGUCUUUGUUAAUAGAUGUACAGAGAUUUGUGCUUGUAGAUUUUCUCAAUUAUGCUGUAACCGAUAGUUUGUUACCUUAUGUGUACAUUAUCUUGACCUUGAUCUGGAUUUUAUUAAAAAAAAAAAACCUAAAAUAUUGUUGCACAACAACCUGUAGAAAAAAUCUGGAGGUGAAAACCUUUUGAGCAACUGUAUGAUCUCUAGUAAGGCAAAUUAUACUUGGAGAACAUCUUGUAGACACUUAAAAUCAGUGUUUUAUUUCUGCCAAAUUAUCCUGUGCCAUCUUUAACGACCAUUCAAAUCCACAGUCUGUCACUUUUGGAGCUGCUGUGAGCUCACCUGUGCUUCCUGUCUUGGCCUUGUAAAUGACGUCACUCCCUUGCUUUGUAAAUAAUCUCUUGAGUUUAUCUGAGUUUAUCUCCUUGCAUGUAAAUGGUUGCAGAAAUGGCAUUUUAUUUCCUGUUUCGAAUGAGUCCGUGCCUUUCGAAUGAAGAUGACUUGCCGUGACUGUGUUUUUGUGUAAUUGUUUUUUUCCCCACCUCUUCAAAUUCAUUCUUCUCAGUGUCAAGUCUGAUACCACUCUAACCGUAUCAAUAA
Messenger RNA from Lampris incognitus (smalleye Pacific opah), 2673 nucleotides. Its product is annotated as guanine nucleotide-binding protein subunit alpha-13-like. NCBI's taxonomy places the organism in Eukaryota, Metazoa, Chordata, Actinopteri, Lampriformes, Lampridae. Gene Ontology annotation, biological process: Rho protein signal transduction; adenylate cyclase-activating G protein-coupled receptor signaling pathway. Gene Ontology annotation, molecular function: guanyl nucleotide binding; GTPase activity; D5 dopamine receptor binding. The transcript has 5 exons. The record is from RefSeq and is a predicted model, not a curated record. Gene Ontology annotation, cellular component: brush border membrane; heterotrimeric G-protein complex. The coding region runs from base 42 to 1175 and encodes 377 amino acids.